AUGGCUGCUGACAUACUGACCCAGCCAGAGCAGAGGACUGCCUGUGUGAGAACUUUGGAAAGGUCAGAGAAAGAGCUGGGAGCUGCAUGCAUCAGGAUUCAGGCAGAAGCCAGGAGUGGCCAGCAGGAUCUGGAUGACCGGGAAGAAGACCUUGAAGUUCAGCCCUGGUUGCCUGGUUGUACCAAGGUGCUGAGUGUGCUUGUUUGCUGCCUUCCCCUGGGACAGUUUGGGAUCCAAGAGGGAGAGAUGGAGUUGUCUAUUGUUGGUGGAGGAAGUGUCUUGGACUCUCAAGGACCCCACCCUGUUGGCUUCAUUUCCCAGCCACCCCUUAGGACUUGGAAGUGGGGCUGGAACAAUGUGAGGAGGCUAGAGAUGGCAUGGGUUCAGCGGCCACCAGAGAAGACUAUAAGUGGGGAGCCUUUUAAUGUGACCUAUGCUGUCUUUGCUUCAGAUGACUUUUAUGAAUAUGCUAUCAGAAAUGGAAUCCUUUCCCACAGCAAUGCAACUGCUGCAAAGAAAUUCUGUGAAGAUGUAGAGUGCCCUGCCAACGGGAAAGAAGCAAAUGGAGAGAACUGCUGUGUCCACCAUGCCAACAUUCAUUCUUGUCCUCUGGCUUUCCUGCAGAAAGGUAGAAUAUGUGGCCCAUGGAUCUCUGAUGAUGGACAGAUAUUCACUCACACCCUAUCUACUGCUGGCAAAAUGACACAGAGAAACUGGACAGCCAAGGUUGUGUUUGUCCAUGUUGGUGUGAUUGGAAGCCCAAACCAUAGUACUACCUGCAACGGUGAUGGAAAGAUUGUGGCCAUCAAGAAAAUAACAAAGAAGACAUUUACACUCUCCAAGAUGAUACAUAAAGAAGUGAAACAAGUUAAAGAACUGGAUCGUCCAAAUAUUUGUAAAUUCACUGGAGGCUGCAUUGAAGAGCCUAACAUUGUCAUUGUGACUGAAUACUCUCCAAAAGGAAGUUUGAAUGAUGUUCUGCUCAAUGAGGACAUUCCUAUCAACUGGGCGUUCAGGUUUUCUUUUGCUACAGACAUUGCCCAGGGAAUGGCUUAUCUUCAUCAGCACAAAAUAUUCCAUGGACGUCUGAAAUCUACUGACUGUGUUAAAGAUGACUGAGGGGUAUGCAAAAUUUCAGAUUUUGGAUUAAAGUCAUACCAAGAGGAAGAUUUGUCUGAAGGUUUUAGUUCAUAUCAACAGCACCUGAGGCAGAUGUAUAUGGCUCCAGAAGCUCAUUUAGUGCCAAAAUGGGAACCAUCUGCAUUGGGAGAUGUAUACAGCUAUGCCAUCAUUUUAUUAGAGAUUGCCACAAGAAAUGACCCUGUGCAGAGAGAAGAGUCUUACUCAAUGGAGUAUGCCUUAUGCCUUCCUCUACAAGAAUUAGUUAUUGACAAGUCAGAAAAUUCCUGCCCUUGCCCCUCAGAAUAUGUGGAGCCAAUCAGAAAGUGCAAGAAAAAUACCCCAUCUCAAAGACCAAAAUUUGAACAAAUCAAGAAGCUUCUGUACAAAAUGAAUCCCAACAAAGUUAGUGCAGUGGACAUGAUGAUGACUUUGAUGGAAAGGUACAGUAAACACCCAGAAGUGCUGGUGGUUGAAAGAACCCAAGAUCUAAUGCAUGAAAAACAAAAUACUGAUCCUUUGCUGUAUAGCAUGUUACCCAAACAAGUUGCAGAUGACCUAAGACAAGGCAAACCCUGACAAGCCCAAAGUUACUUAAGUGCAACCAUCUUUUUCAGUGAUAUUGUUAGCUUCACUCAGCUAUCUAGUACCAGCACACCAUAUCAAGUGGUAGACUUCCUCAAUAAGCUGUAUACUAACUUUGAUGAGAUUAUAGAUAGCUAUGAUGUCUACAAAGUGGAAAUGAUAGGAGAUGCAUACAUGGUGGUAGCAGGAAUGCCCAAAAUGAAUGCCAUUCUUCAUGCUGGUCAAAUAGCUAGCAUGGCACUGGAUCUGGUGGCUGUGUGCAAAACAUUUAACAUUCCCCACAAACCCAAUGUCCAGCUGACAAUACAUGCUGGGAUCCAUUCAGGUUUAAAAAAAUCAAUGUUGUCCGAGCAGGGAGAGUCUGAGAGGCCGAGGGCACGAAUCUGUGGGCUCGGAGAGUGCUCGGGUUACACUGAAGCUCAUGGGGUGGAGGUGAUCUUAUCACUGGAGGUUACCUCCUUACCUGGGGCUGCUCUAGAACAUGGGCAGGCUCAGCCACUGGUGGACACUUUUCAGCUGUGCAAGUGGUGGCUCUCCAUGCUGGUGUCUGCCAGUUCCCCUGUCUGCCCUUGUCUGCUCCACCACCAGGGGGCUCAGGAUGUCCUACUGAUUUGCUCAGCCCACAGGUGGUGUUUAGCACGUGGUGACGUGGGAGCUUGGGAGAGAGCAUGCGUGUACCAAGAAGGCUUGGAGACCCUUCAUUCUGAGCAGCACAUGUGUGCCGAGGUGGGGUUUGGAGAGCCCAUGUGCUCAGUUAUCAGCCCAAGGGGGAAAGGAACACUGCUCACCUAUUGGUUAAAAGGAAAGAAGUCUACUGCAACUCUAGAGGGAAACUCCAACACCAUUGCCAACAUUCAAGACCCAGAAACGAACACUCUUAACAUUAUUCUGGGAGCCUUAACUGUUGAGUCCCUCUCCAGCCCAGCUUAA
Molecule: messenger RNA, 2634 nt
Organism: Trichosurus vulpecula (common brushtail)
Lineage: Eukaryota; Metazoa; Chordata; Mammalia; Diprotodontia; Phalangeridae
Product: receptor-type guanylate cyclase gcy-1-like
Exons: 21
Biological process (GO): intracellular signal transduction; receptor guanylyl cyclase signaling pathway; cGMP biosynthetic process
Molecular function (GO): guanylate cyclase activity; protein kinase activity; peptide receptor activity
Source: RefSeq, a predicted model, not a curated record